Messenger RNA from Nannizzia gypsea CBS 118893, 1437 nucleotides. Its product is annotated as alpha,alpha-trehalose-phosphate synthase 2. Gene Ontology annotation, cellular component: alpha,alpha-trehalose-phosphate synthase complex (UDP-forming); cytosol. The coding region runs from base 1 to 1437 and encodes 478 amino acids. NCBI's taxonomy places the organism in Eukaryota, Fungi, Ascomycota, Eurotiomycetes, Onygenales, Arthrodermataceae. The record is from RefSeq and is a predicted model, not a curated record. The transcript has 5 exons. Gene Ontology annotation, biological process: trehalose biosynthetic process; cellular response to heat. Gene Ontology annotation, molecular function: catalytic activity.
AUGGCAGAGAGCAAAGCAGCACAGGAAGGGAAGAAACCCCAGCUGGUUGUAGUAUCCAACCGUCUCCCACUAUCCCUAAAACGAACUGAUACGGGAAAAUACGAAUCCUCAAAAUCCAGCGGCGGACUGGUCACGAGUCUGAGUGGUAUAUCGGAAUCGAUUGGGUUUCAAUGGUUUGGUUGGACCGGGUUGGAAGUACCUGAAGAUGAGCAGGAGGAUGUUCGAAAGCUGUUAGCGGAGCAGAACGCUGUUCCCGUCUUCCUAGACGAGGAGCUUGCUAAUAACCAUUAUAAUGGGUUUUCAAACUCCAUUUUGUGGCCUGUCUUACAUUACCAACCUGGAGUUCAGCAUUUUGAUGAAAAGUGGUGGCGUGCAUAUCAGGAGGUCAAUCAGAGAUUCGCGAAAGUAGUCGCAGAGGCAACCUCGGAUGGGGAUCUGGUCUGGGUGCAUGACUAUCAUCUGAUGCUUCUGCCUGGCAUUCUGCGAAAAGAAUUUGCCAAACAGGGCAAAAAUUCGGUAAAGAUUGGCUUCUCUCUGCAUACUCCGUUCCCUGCCGCAGAAGUAUAUCGGGCUCUUCCAACGAACCAAGAAAUACUGGAGGGGGUUGUGAACAGUGACUUGAUUGGAUUUCACACCAAUGAUUAUGCCGGACACUUUGCGGAUGCCUGUUCUCAGAUAUUAGGUGCGUCCAAAGACGGGCUAACACUCUGUUAUAAAGAUCGAACCAUCCGGAUUGGAAAAUUCAUCGUCGGCAUAGAUCCAACGUGCUUCUUAGAGGCAGUGAAGUCAGAGCCCGUCCAGAAAAGGAUCGCUGAACUUGAAAAUAAAUACAAGGGCAUAAAAAGGAUCGUCGGUGUCGACAGGCUGGAUUACAUCAAAGGAUUGCCCGAGAAGUUGUAUGGUUUCCAGGAAUUCCUCCGCACGCAUCCGGAAUGGGUUGGAAAAAUUGUUUUGAUCCAGAUUGCGGUACCCAGCCGUGAAGAUGUUCCGGAAUACCAAGAACUAGAGGCUGAGCUAUACCGGUUGGUGGGUAUGAUCAACGGCGAAUUUGGUAAACCUGACUAUGCACCAGUCAUGUUUAUCCACCAGUCGAUCCCUUUCGAAGAGCUGGCUGCCCUAUAUGCAGCAUCCGACAUAUGUCUGCUAUCAUCCACAAGAGAUGGCAUGAAUCUCGUGGCUCUUGAGUACAUUGCCUGCCAGCAAGAAAGAAACGGUGUACUCGCCGUCUCCGAGUUCGCAGGAGUAUCAUCCUAUUUGGAAGGUGGAAUCAAAUUCAACCCGUUCAACUCUAGUGAGAUUGCUAGAGUGAUCCAUGAGGCCGCAGAAAUGGACACAGAACAGAGGAAAAGAGAGCAUACGCAGCUCCUUGACUUUAUUCAGUCUCAUACCAGCACCCAUUGGGGCCAGGGAUUCGUUGAGAAACUUGCAGCUGCUUAG